AUGGCGGGCAAUUUUGAUUCCUGGGAAGACGCGGCCGCGCAAGAGGAAGACCUUUCAAAGAGGACACAGAAUAUGAGCAUAAAUGCCAACACUUUCAGGCCUGGAGCCACAUCAUUUCAGCCUGGUGCUGCCACAUUUCAACCAGGACAGCCAUUUCAACAAAAUGGAUAUCAAAACUACGGGUAUGGACAACAGCAAGGCUACAACCAAUACCCUCAGUAUGGCCAGCAAUACAAUCAAUAUCCUCAAUAUCAGCAGCAGCAGCCACAGCAGCCACCACAGCAGCAAGGCUACAAUCAAGGCUACAAUAGCGGCCAGUUCGCCGCUUACAAUCAGACACCUGGAGGCUUCCAACCCCGACAAGGCGCUCCCAUAAGCAUUGCAAAGAGAACGGACACCCAGCCGGCAUCUGCGCCAACACCACAACAGGCUCCGGCUCCAGUAACUCAGGCUCAAGCGCCCCCUGCUGCCGCUGCACCAAAGCCACAACCGGCUGCUGUGGCUCCUCCUAAAGCAAAGGUCCUUUCGAUUGGUGUCCCAUCGUCGGCGUCUGCGACUCCUAAGAAACCUGCCUCUCCCGUUACCAAGGACGAACCAGCCCCUUCAAAAGCCGAAGCCGGAUCCAAAGUUGCUGCGGCGAAAGCAGUCGAGAAGAGUGGCGAAAAAGUGAGCGGGAAGACAUCUCCUGCCCCAUCGUCAGGGAAGUCCUCUCCCACACCUGCAGAUGCAAAGAAGCAACGGAAUGCCGACGAAGUGGCACAAUCACAAACCGCCGAUGUGGACGCAUCCGUGCUGGAAGAGAUGUACGGAAAGGAACAUGUCAACAUUAUUUUCAUUGGCCAUGUCGAUGCCGGCAAAUCCACGCUUGGUGGCCAGGUGCUCAUCCAAACGGGUAUGGUUGAUGAGCGUACGCUGGAGAAGUAUAAGCGAGACGCCAAAGACGCCGGGCGAGAAACUUGGUACAUCUCUUGGGUAUUGGAUCUGAAUAAAGAAGAAAGAGCCAAGGGAAAGACGGUCGAAGUCGGCCGGGGCUUCUUCGAAACCGAGAAGCGAAGAUACACCAUUCUCGAUGCGCCGGGUCACAAAACGUACGUGCCGAACAUGCUUAGCGGUGCGGCUCAAGCAGACGUAGCAAUCUUGGUCAUCUCUGCUCGAAAGGGCGAGUUCGAGACCGGGUUUGAAAAGGGUGGACAGACACAAGAGCACGCCAUGCUGAUCAAAACCACCGGUGCCAAAGAGCUAGUCGUGGCAGUGAACAAGAUGGAUGACGUUACAGUGGAAUGGUCCAAAGAACGCUACGAUGAAAUCGUGGGCAAGCUGAAGCCGUACCUGAAGAAGAGAAUUGGGUUGGAUUCGACCUUCAUGCCCAUCUCGGCGCAAACGGGCAUUAACGUCAAAGACCGCAUCCCCCCUAACAUUGCCACUUGGUAUAAAGGCCCCUCUCUACUGGAAUUCCUGGAUGGCAUGGCCAAGAUUCAGCGAAACAUCAAUGCGCCCUUUAUGAUGCCCAUUGGAGCCAAAUACCGAGACAUGGGAACCAUGGUUGAAGGUCGUAUCGAAGCCGGCGUGGUUCAAAAGACAUCGAGUUUGAUCAUGAUGCCGAACCGCGAGGAAGUUGGCAUCGCAGCCCUCUAUGGUGAGACGGAAGAUGAAGUCGCUUUUGCUACUUGCGGUGACCAGGUGCGGAUGCGCUUGCGAGGCAUUGAGGAAGAAGACAUCCAACCUGGCUUCGUGCUCUGCUCGCCUAAGCGUCUCGUCCACUGCGUUCGGGAAUUUGAGGCACAGAUCAACAUUGUGGAGCUAAAAUCCAUUCUCUCUGCCGGCUUUAACUGUGUCAUCCACGUACAUGCGGCCACGGAAGAAGUCACGUUUGCCGCAUUGCUUCACAAGCUCGAACCCAGGACAGGACGCAAGAGCAAAAAACCGCCCCCAUUUGCGGCAAAGGGACAGAAUAUCAUUGCGCGAUUGCAGGUGACCAGCGGUGGCGGCAAGAUUUGCGUCGAGAGAUUCGAAGACUACCCACAAUUGGGACGAUUCACACUGAGAGACCAAGGACAGACAAUUGCAGUGGGAAAGAUUACCAAGUUAAUUUUCGACGAUGAGUAA
This is a messenger RNA of Fonsecaea nubica, 2106 nucleotides long. RefSeq lists its product as hypothetical. Lineage: Eukaryota; Fungi; Ascomycota; Eurotiomycetes; Chaetothyriales; Herpotrichiellaceae. Gene Ontology annotation, molecular function: GTPase activity; translation release factor activity; GTP binding. The coding region runs from base 1 to 2106 and encodes 701 amino acids. Gene Ontology annotation, cellular component: translation release factor complex. Gene Ontology annotation, biological process: translation; translational termination; nuclear-transcribed mRNA catabolic process, deadenylation-dependent decay. The record is from RefSeq and is a predicted model, not a curated record. The transcript has a single exon.